ACGGGGGCAAAAGUACUCCACAUCGAUCCCUAGCUACACCGACCCGCCUCUCCCGUUGCCUUCCGCCGCACCACCCGCAAGAUCGUCGCCGCCUGGACCGAGCUCCGCCUCCUCCAGCCGGAUUCCCCUGCGCCCGCCGCCUACAAACUCGCUCGCCGCCGCCCCUCUGCACCGACUCCGACGCCGCCGCUUCCAAGCCGGAAUCGUCGGCAGCGAGCUCCGCCUCCAGCCCAAGCACUUCCUACCGCGCGACGAGCUUGUCCACCUCGAGCGCCUCCUGCAGCCCGAGCUCGCCGCUCUCCAUCGGCCGAACGCACCAACGAGUUGCUGCCGCCGCACACUCUGUUUCUCGAGAGAAGCGACACCGGCGUGUGUGGCACAGCGAGCGGAGCAUCACUCAAGUAGCGGGAGAUUUUGUCAUGUCGUCAUUCGCCGGUGUAUCAGUCAUCACCAACGGAAAGCACUGCACCACAUCGGCUAUCGACGUCGACACGGACAGCGGGUACCACCUGCUUGUGGUGAAAAACUACUCUCAUGUCAUACAAGAGGUGCCCAACGAAGAGGUAAUCAGAUCUGGGUCUUUCAUGGUAGGAGGCCAUAAGUGGGAGAUCUGGUUCUAUCCUAAUGGUGACGACCCGACUUGUGCUGACUUCAUCUCUCUGUACCUUUGCCGUGAUGACGACGAUGACUAUAUGGAAGAGGCUGUGGAGGUGAUGUUCCAGUUUAGUUUCGUUGACCAGGUCGAGUAUCGAAAGUCUAUGCACAUUCGUCCAACUGAAACAUCCAACUUCCCCAGCAAAGAUCCUUUUGGGGGCAGCAGCAAGUUUGUGAGAAGGGAUACCCUUGAACGAUCAGCUAAUCUCAAGGGUGAUUGUUUCACCAUCCGGUGUGACAUUAUGGUUUGCAACACCCACGAUUCCGAUGGCACCCUGUCAACGAUAGACGAGCAUUUCAACUAUCUCCUUCAAAAUAAGGUGGGUGCUGAUGUGACAUUUGAAGUCUGUGGUGAGAUGUUUGCUGCACACCGAUGUGUGCUUGCUGCCCGAUCAAAAGUCUUCAUGGCGCAGCUCUUUGGCCCCAUGGCGGAGGGCACUACAUCCAGUGUCAUACAGAUCAAAGACAUGGAAGCAAAAGUGUUUGCGGCUCUGCUUAGGUUCAUCUACACAGAUUCAUUCCCUGAGAUGGAAAAGGAGAACAACAUGGAGGAGGAAGGAGAAGAUGAGGAAGACAGACAAGAUGAGGAUGUAAUGUGGCUGCAAGACUUGCUUGUGGCGGCAGACAGAUACGACCUCCGACGGCUCAAGUUCUUAUGUGAAAAACGGUUGUCUGAGCACAUAAAUGUGAGCUUGGUGGCGUCGACUCUUGCUCUAGCUGAGAAGCACCACUGCCACAGACUGAAGGAGGCGUGCUUCAAGUUUAUCCAAGUCCAAUCUCCCAAGUGUUUGGAUGAAGUAAUGGCGACUGAUGGCUGGGAGCAUAUAAUUUCGACACAUCCCUCUGUUUUGAACGAGCUCCUUGCCAAGCUUGUGUCGUCCAAUCAGAAGAUGGACGAGAAGAGGAAGCGGUAAUGGAUGUAAUGCGGCUGCAAUGGUUCCCAAGCCUUUAAGUAACAGUAUUAUACAUAUAUGAGAUGGGAUCCUCUAGAUAGAUGGUAGUCUGUGUGCCUUUUGUUUCAUCGUGUCGUCUGCGUUGAGCACUAGUAAGCACCAUUUAUAUAGGUUGGCAGACAACUCUGUCCCGGUUUGUUUUCUAUGUUAAUUAGCAAAUGUGUUUAUCUUAGGAGGGGAAAAAUGAUGGUCUGAUGCCAAACUCUUCAUGCAAAUCUGGUCACUGUAUUUGAUUAGUAUGCUGGAUGUAGGUCGGUCCAGUUCAUGACCAUACCUCAAAAGGCUCUGCUAUGUUCUCUC
Molecule: messenger RNA, 1907 nt
Organism: Lolium perenne
Lineage: Eukaryota; Viridiplantae; Streptophyta; Magnoliopsida; Poales; Poaceae
Product: BTB/POZ and MATH domain-containing protein 2
Biological process (GO): protein ubiquitination
Molecular function (GO): protein binding
Source: RefSeq, a predicted model, not a curated record